AUGAUAAUGAGAAAUAGAGCAUUGAGUGAGUGUUAUACUUUGUUUUUCAUCAGAUCUCAUUCGUCCUUUCAAAAUGUUCGACGAAGUUAUUCUUCGGCACCGCCUGCGCAAGUUAAACCAUACGCGUCCAUACCGGGACUGUCCUCGUUGCCGAUUCUUGGUCCUAUACAUCAUUUCUUACCUGUGAUUGGACAAUUCGGACCAGGAGUAAAUAUAUUUGACUUGAUGUCUACCUUGCAUGAAAAGUAUGGGCCUAUAGUAAGACUGCAAGGGGUGUUUUCUAGAGCCGACUUUGUUAUUUUGUAUGAACCAGAACUCAUUGAUCAGGUCUACAGGAGUCAGGAAGCAAAUCCAUUACGACCAGGCUUUCAAACUCUUGAGUAUUAUAGAGAAGUUAUCAAAAAAGGAUCUCUGGAUGGAGUAUACGGACUAACAACCGCACAAGGGGAGAAGUGGCGCGAUUUUCGUACAAAAGUCAAUCCCGCUUUGUUAAAAUUGAAAUUGGUGAAAGUUUAUGCACCACCGCUUGGUGAGAUCGCUCAAGAUUUAGUGCAGAGGAUAAGGCGAUACAAAGAUGACACUCAAUAUCUGGCGAAGAACUUAGACCUUGAAAUUACGAAAUGGUCGUUAGAAUCAAUAGCCUACGUGGCUUUGGGGUCUAGAUUGGGUUGCCUCGGAGAUGAAGUCACAAAGGACCACCCAGGAUUUACACUGCUGCAAUGUAGCAAGGAUAUAAUCGAAUACGUCUUUCAAUUAGAAUUUCUUCCCAGUGUGUGGAAAUACUUCGCUACACCUGCUUAUAAAAAGAUUAUCAGCACAUAUGACAAGCAAUGGGAAAUAAGUACAAAGUACAUUGAAGAGGCAAGAAAGCGAAUUAACGCUAGAGGACAUGACAUUCCCGAAGAGGAGAAGAGUAUAGUCGAAAGACUAUUAGCUAUUGAUGAGAAGGUUGCCAUCUUGAUGGCUAAUGAAAUGCUGUUUGCUGGUAUUGAUACGGUUGCUUUUACAGCAAUCAGUGUAAUUUACAAUCUAGCGACAAAUCCGGAAAAACAACAGAGACUUAGAGAAGAAAUUCGUUCACCUGACCCACAUAAACGAUAUCUUCGAGCCUGUUUGAAGGAAGCCCUUAGAAUGCGGCAUGUCAUCCCGGCUAAUUUGAGGAGGACAGAUAGAGAUCACUUUGUGGCUGGUUAUCAUAUUCCAGCUGGGGUCGAUGUAAUAGCCCCAAAUGAAUACUUGUCAGGUUUGGAAAAAUAUUAUCCAAGGCCCAAAGAGUUUCUCCCCGAGAGAUGGUUGGCAGACAAAUCUGAUCCUAUUUACUAUGGGAAUGCACCUGCUAUUGUGACUUUACCAUUCGGUUUCGGUAUCCGAAGUUGCAUUGGACGUAGAAUUGCUGAAUUAGAGAUUGAAACUCUAAUGAAAAAGCUGUUUGAUGAGUUUGAAGUAACGUGGGAAGGAUCACCGAUAAAAGUUGUGACAAAAGUCAGUAAUAUGUUUCUUGAGCCUUAUAACUUUAGAUUUAGGAGUGUUAAGUAA
Molecule: messenger RNA, 1536 nt
Organism: Spodoptera littoralis (African cotton leafworm)
Lineage: Eukaryota; Metazoa; Arthropoda; Insecta; Lepidoptera; Noctuidae
Source: the annotation of a GenBank genome assembly